This is a messenger RNA of Dendroctonus ponderosae (mountain pine beetle), 1954 nucleotides long. RefSeq lists its product as uncharacterized. Gene Ontology annotation, molecular function: polynucleotide 3'-phosphatase activity; double-stranded DNA binding; ATP-dependent polydeoxyribonucleotide 5'-hydroxyl-kinase activity. The record is from RefSeq and is a predicted model, not a curated record. Gene Ontology annotation, biological process: DNA repair. Bases 124 to 1674 code for a protein of 516 amino acids. The transcript is spliced from 2 exons. NCBI's taxonomy places the organism in Eukaryota, Metazoa, Arthropoda, Insecta, Coleoptera, Curculionidae.
AGAUGCGCAAUAACCCAAAACAUUGUUUACAGAAUGAAUGUCGUGCCUGCCAAAUCAUAAAAAUUACUCAGGGGCAAAUUAUCCGUUUUUUUUCUUAAACCGCUGUGUUUAUUGCAACGAAAAAUGUCCGGAAAUAAUCAGUGCUAUCUAGUGAACUUAGCCACCAAAGAGCGCAUACUUUUACCCGACCAAACCCCAGUAAUCCUAGGCCGCAACCCAGAUUCGAAUAUUAAGGAUCUAAAGGUGUCCCGAAAGCAAAUCGCAUGCAUUGCGAAGCUUGGAGAGAGUCAAGUGGCUUUAAAGCCUGUUGGGAAGACUGUGUGCGGCUGCAAUGGGCUGGCUUUGGCCCGAAAUGUUAUCUACACAAUUGGCCACAAGGACAUAAUCGAAGUGCACUUGGGAGACCACAAGUUUGAGGUGAAUUUCGAUAUUCCCCCGGCUAAAAGUGGAAGCGGUCCGGAAAUUGAGGAGCCCAAGGCGAAAAAGCCUAAACUGGACUUCCCAGUUUUCAACACGAAAGCGCCCAAAACCAGUGGACUGACUAAUGGGGGCACUUGGGAGGACGUGGAUAACAAACAGUUAAUAGUUUUUACCCCUGCAGCUUGCCAAGGCAGAACCAAAAUCGCUGGGUUCGAUAUUGACGGGACCGUUAUUAAGCCCAAGUCAGGAUCAAGGUUUCCCAAAAACGCUGAAGACUGGAUUUGGAACUACAGCGAAAUUCCCAGGCAUUUAAGGAAACUAUACGACGAACAGUACAAAGUGGUUUUUUUCACCAAUCAGUCUGGAGUCGGUCGAGAUCCUGCCAAAAUUGCGGAGUUUAAGAAGAAAAUCUCGAACAUCGUCAACGACCUUAAAGUGCCAGUACAAGUGUUUAUCUCACUGGGCAAGAAAAUGUACAGAAAACCUCGAACGGGAAUGUGGGACGCGUUGGAAAAGAACAAGAAUAAUGGAGUGGAAAUUGAUGUUGGGGAAUCGUUUUACGUGGGCGAUGCAGCUGGACGGGAGAAAAAUUGGGCGCCAAAAAGAAACAAGGAUCAUUCUACCGCUGAUAGGCUUUUUGCAAUGAAUAUAGGACUGAAGUUUUACACCCCCGAAGAGUUCUUCUUGAAGCAAAAGCCCUCCCCAUAUAAACUGCCGGACUUCGAUCCAAGAGCUGACAUCAGCCACCUAAAGCUCCCGGAUUUAUCCUACGACAAGCUCAAUGUGAUUGUAAUGGUAGGCGGGCCUGGUUCAGGAAAAACCUCAUUCGUCAAGGAUUCGCUUCUUCCAAACGGCUACAUUCAUGUGAACAGAGACAAACUGGGCACCUGGCAAAAGUGCGUCAAAACUAUGGAGGAGAGCCUGGAAAAGAAAUCGAACGUAGUCAUCGAUAAUACCAACGUUGAUAAAGCCACCAGGGCCAGAUUUAUUGAGGCUGCCAAGAAGUUUGGGGCCGACAUCAGGUGCUUUGUGAUGGAAACUUCUCUGGACCAAAUGAGGCACAACAAUAAAUUCCGGGAGAUGACCGAUAAAAAUCACGCGGUAGUAAGCGAUAUCAUUAUUUUCAGUUACCGAAAAAAUUUCCAGGAACCCGAAAUCAGUGAGGGUUAUUCGCAACUGUUGAAAAUCCCAUGCAUUCCCAAGUUUACCGAUAACGCGCUCGAGAAACUGUACAAAACGUUUUUAUUGGAGUAAAAGUUGGUGGGCACAAUUGCAAAAGGCUGGCAACUAAUUUUCGUGGGCAACUAUUGGAGUACAUACAGUGCGAGUUUAAUUAUCUACCGCUUUGCCUUCGAGGAACUUAUAUAUCACAGAAAAGUCCUUUUUGCCCAACCCAUAAGUGAUCAUUGUGCGAAAUAGUUGAUGGGACAUCGCAGCCAAGGGAACAGGUGCACUGAUGCUUAGAGCUGCAUCGCCCGCCAAUCCUAAAAGAAAAUCCCUGUAAAAAUCAACUAAAUACAAAGGAAAUUUCCUA